AUGAUCAAGUGGCUGAUGGACCAUUUUCCAUGUGGACAAACGGCGGUCGAAGUGGACGAAGCGGCAGCUGCAGGUGGACAUUUGAACGUGCUGGAGUUCCUGUUGGCCCUCGAUGGCAAGGAAAGUACCGGUGGAAGUGUUCAGAGCGGUCAACAGGUUGACUCCGAGAGGGACGCUGGAGGACGGGUCUGCUGGGGCGGCCGCAGUGUCAAGGACGCUCUCUCCAAGAAGCAGUAUGCAGCAGUUCAGUGGCUGUGCGAGCGGGGACUUCACACGCAGGAGGAUCAAGAGAUCGCGACACGAGUCGACAGAGCGUUGAGACUGGAAGAUGCGGAUCUCGUGGACUUCCUGCUUCAUGGAGGACAAGCCCAAGAGGACCCAACUCCCGAACGAGUCGACGCGAUCCUACAGUUUGCUGCUGACCCGGACUGUGCUGUGCACGCGUUCCCAGCCGUGAUGAAGCUGCAGAGUGCGUCUCUUAUGCAGAAAAUGGUGCAGCUCCAUUCUACCCUUCCGAAGGACCACAAAGCGUGGUUGAACGUGUGGAAAAGUGCGCUUAACGAGUCGUGUCGCCGCGGAGACCUGAACAUCUUCAAGUGGCAGAUGGAGCACUGGCUGGGGCGCGAAGCUUGCUCGGUUCUGCUUCGAUAUCCUGACUUCGUGGACCUCAUGUCUGCGGCUGCAAGGGGAGGGCACGUGGAAGUGAUGGAGUAUCUUCACCGCAUUGGACUAAAGGAACUCCCGGAAAAUAUGAUUGCCGGUGCAUUACUACGACGCGGGCGGAGUCAAGCACGCGACGAUGCCGAUGAGUGCAGUGUGGCCUCUGAGUGA
Molecule: messenger RNA, 831 nt
Organism: Phytophthora sojae
Lineage: Eukaryota; Oomycota; Peronosporomycetes; Peronosporales; Peronosporaceae
Exons: 1
Coding region: 1-831 (276 amino acids)
Source: RefSeq, a predicted model, not a curated record